This is a messenger RNA of Arachis ipaensis, 363 nucleotides long. The record is from RefSeq and is a predicted model, not a curated record. NCBI's taxonomy places the organism in Eukaryota, Viridiplantae, Streptophyta, Magnoliopsida, Fabales, Fabaceae.
AUGACUUCUGUGGCUCCUAUGGAGAUUCGCAUUUUCUCCGAUCUGGUGAACAAGGCAAGAGUGGUUGAAGAACACACAAAGAUGGUAGCAUCGUCAAGGGACACUCAUGGAGGAAACACUAGUAGAGAACGCGAUGAUUACCUUGGACCAAGGGGACAAAACUUCAAGAAAUAUGGUGAAGGGAAGCGGUCAAGAGCUUACUCCUCUGAUAUGAAAUGUCAGGAGUGUGGGAACUACCAUCCGAAUAGACCAUGCCAGUUGGGUAAGAAACUAUGUUACAAGUGUGGCUCACCGGGACAUUUGGUUAGAGAUUGUCCACACCAAGGAACACGUGGGGCGGAUGGAUCACAACAACAGGGUUGA